UCGAAGUAUACUUCUGGUAGGUCAUAUUUGCUACUCUCUGUACGUUGAGUAAGUUUCUUAUAUCAAGGGAUCGCUAGGUUUACCAAAGUAUGACCUUCCACGCUCACAAGGAACUUGAUUCAUGUAGGAUUCAAUUUUUAAAACAAAAUUCAAUCAUUCAGUAAGAACGUUAAAUCCAACCAGAGAUAAUAACUAUUUUUUACUUAAAGUGUCAAUAUCAUGUAAAAAAUCAGUUCGUAAUAUCCUCUAUAACCAGUCAAAUAGAAGUUUGUUCCAGCUUGACCCUGAUGAGUUGAUGCUAGUGGCAAAUCUAAUAGGAUAUAGAGUUCUGAAGAAACGCAUCUUUCUAUAAAUUCAGAGGCAGUUGAAAUAUGCGAAGAAAUAUCAACUGCUUCCAAUCGACCGAACAAUAUUAACGGAAGCAUUAUCACUAUGACUUUGAAGAAUAAUCAUUUAAUAGUUGAAACCGAAGAAAGAGAUGAUAUCGAAGAAGAUAGCAGAGAGACUACCAUGAGAUAUUCACCAAGUGCAAGAGAUGGUGUUUUUGUGGUUGAAGUUCAGCAAGGUGUCAGAAGAAGUCCUGGAUCUGGAGGAGCUUCAUUUGUUGAACCUGAACGAUCUGGAUCAACGAGUGAUGAGUGUGCAUUAGUUCACAACCCUCCGGAGAAAUAUAGUGACGAAGAAACUUUAGAAGAGUAUGAUGACAGCGAGUAUUACAUCGAGACGACAUCUCCUGAUCGGUCUACCCCAGGGCUCUCAACGAAUUCAAAAACGGGAUUGUCCACCUCCAACACCAGCUUAGGUUCCUUACAUCGAAGUUAUUGUUAUACCACCCAAGAAUGUUACGACCACGGCAAUUUCGGCUAUAACACUUACCACGGCUACAUCAACGACCACAUUACAAAGAGAUUAGUGGAAAACACCAAGCCCAAAAUCACAUCUGCUGUGUAUAAAACCAAUCCUACUGUAAAAAACCGAAAAAGUAUGAGCUUCGACUUGCCGGUAACGAACAGAGACGGAUUGAAGGAAAAAGUUGCUCUUGUACAAAACAGUUCCAUGGAUAUGGUUUUGGAAAGUAACGGAUUAGAAGAAUUUUCAUCUAAUCUGUACAGAACCAAGUUAUUGAAGGAUGACGAAAUAACCAAUUGUGAUGUAGAUGUAAAUACUGAUGUAAAAAGUAUGAGUUUGUUCAAGGCAGAAGUUAUAACCGAACUGAAACAAUCAGACGCCGGGAAAAGUGAACAUCCUUAUCAAAAAUAAACCAAUAGAUUUAGCUAAUUUUCAGGUGCUAUAGAUAACGUAUAUUGAUAAAGGAUAUAAUAUGUCUAGAUAUCUAAGAAGAUUUGUUAGUUUCUGUUUAUUUUAAGUUAAACUAAGCGAGUCAAUUUUUGUAUAAAAAUACCUCCACUCUUUUUGGGUCCAAAUGUUUUGGUUAGUUUAGAAUCAAAGCUUCAGUAGGUACAUCUAACAGAUAAAUAUAUUUGUAUCAGUAUUAGUUGCUAAUCUAUUAGUCCAAGUUGAAGUCUGAUUUUACUUGUUUUUUUGUUAUACUUGAAUGAUAUUUUAAUUUACUAGAAGUAAAUAAAACAUAUGUAC
Molecule: messenger RNA, 1596 nt
Organism: Sitophilus oryzae (rice weevil)
Lineage: Eukaryota; Metazoa; Arthropoda; Insecta; Coleoptera; Curculionidae
Exons: 6
Coding region: 433-1260 (275 amino acids)
Source: RefSeq, a predicted model, not a curated record